This is a messenger RNA of Talpa occidentalis (Iberian mole), 7839 nucleotides long. It is a transcript of the gene KLHL29, whose product is annotated as kelch like family member 29. The transcript has 14 exons. NCBI's taxonomy places the organism in Eukaryota, Metazoa, Chordata, Mammalia, Eulipotyphla, Talpidae. The record is from RefSeq and is a predicted model, not a curated record. The coding region runs from base 2750 to 5710 and encodes 986 amino acids. Gene Ontology annotation, molecular function: protein binding.
GCAGGGCUGGGGAGGCCCAGUGGGUCCCUCCCCUGGAUGGAGCCCAAGGCUGAUUGGCUUUCAUUGAGCGUGUUAAUGCUUUUAGUCUGAGGCUAGAACGGGAGUGUCACGCUCCCUUUCCUAGGACUUUGCCUGCUCUUGUGAUCUCUGGUGACUUUUCAGUCAGUCCCCUACCCCACUCCCCACCCCGCACUCUUCUGGGCAGUGUCUCAGUUCCUGAAGCAGUGAGGCCUGACUCCUAAGAGCUGCGGACUUGGCUGCCAGGUGGAUCUUUCCCAGCGAGCCCCCCAGAGAUGGUGGAGUCUUGCAAGUUAUUUCAUUUCAUGGUGUACAGCUAGCUCACAAAAUGACACUAAUAAUUGCUUUGCUGCCCAUGUUCUGCCUAUAACAGGUGUAUAUUGGGAGGGCAGUUCAUGCUCUCCAGGAGCUCAGAAUUCAUCUGUAUGAAAGGCAAACACAGCCAGGGUCAGCUUUUCCCCUGCUCCCCAUUCCUGGUGGUGGAAUGUUGAGAGCAUGCUGCAAGGCCAGCGCUGUGGAGCCCCAGGCCAGGGGCUGGGGUGGGGGGAGAGGCUAUGGUCCCUGGGAAGCCCCACAAAAUAAGGAGCACUUGGAGGAGCUUUGAGGGCAAGUGCGUCUAUGGUAGUCUCUCUCCCUCCACUCAGGAACCUCGCUCUGUACCCCCAGCCCCCUGCCAAGCCCACCAGCUCACAGCUGUAGCUAACAAACCUGUCCCAGAGCACAGCAGCACUGAGGGCCCAGCCUGGGCUUGCAUCGUGACCGAAAGGACAUGUUGCUCUGAGAGACGUCACUGACAAAACUGUGUGUGCAUGGUCCUGGGACUGAGUGGUCAGUGCCCUCAGCCAAACCCACCAUGGUAGGGCUCGUGGGAUGGGGGGCUGGUGUGAGAAGGCUCUCAGCAAGCCAGGGCCCGACAAGAGUCAGGUCCACCCGCCCACCAGCGGGGCCCUGACGGGGACAGAGAAAGGAUCUGCCCUUGGAGAGAGCUAUGUCUGGAGCCAGGAGGGCCCGUCGUAGGCUGUCUGGAGCUGCUGCGUGGUCAGGCCAAGCCGCCCUCAGUUCCCUGCUCCCCUUGCCCUUCUCUAGACAUCUUGCCCAUCCUCUCUCAGACCCAGCCCGCCCUUCCUCCUGGAGGACCCCUCCCAUGGGAACGCCCUGACCCAGACCCUCGGUGAGACAGCUGUGUAGGCGGCCCCAGCGGACCCUGUGCCCCCGGGGAAUUGCUCAAGUGUUUCGUUACCUUUGUCUGGUUUCCUUUGCUGAUGUUUUUCCAAGGGCCUCGGCUGAGCGCCUCAGUUUGUGUAAGCAGGGCCUAGAGACGCCGAUGCCAUUUCAGACUUGCCGGUCAGAGGCAGAGCUGGCCCUGGCAUUCCAAAUCCUAGAACGUGGGAAGAGUUGUGCCAGGGGUUUCUGGGGAGGGAUCCUCCCCCGUCAUCUGGUGCUUUCCCAGCCUGUCCUGGAUGGAAAAGUGUGAACCCUCUGGAAUUUCCUCCUCUGUGUUACUUAUCAUCACACUGAAAAAGGGAGAAUUUCCUGAAACCUGUGACUCGAUAAGGGAUCCCCUCACCAGGCUGUGAAAUGUCUGUUUCCAAAUCUGAGUCUCAAAAGAUGAUCUUUGCUCCAUUUUUCCUUUGACGUCCUUUUAGGACGUCAGCCUGGGUGCUCCCCCAAGUCCUUGGCCUUGGGGUCACUGGUGAAAGCCCAACCUGUAUCUGGCUCCCAGGUGUUACCACGUCCCUCCCCACCCCAGGUGUGUGUCCCCUUCUGUCCAGCCAUGAACCACACCACCUGGUUGUCCUUGGGGGGGUGUGAGUGUGGGGCUGGGAGGCCUGGUCUUCCCGCCUUCCUUCUGCUCCAGGAACCCUAGGGAGAAACACCAAACCCUUUUCUGGGACUGAGAACAAAGUUUCCAAAAUGACUUUAUCAUGAGUUUGGUUAUUUGAGAGAAUAGCUUUUAAUUAAGAAGGAAACUUGGUUAAUUAAAAGAAAUCAGGGAGAAAAUUGUCAACAUACUCUGAUAUCAAGUGUAUAAUAACAAACAAGAAGGGAGGGCGGAGGCCAGGAGUACGCCAUGCUGUUAACAGUGGUCAAAUUUUUAAAUUCUCCAGAUAUUUUUUAAUCAGUGUAUUUUUCAUAAUGGGAAAACGUAGAAACUCACUUAGCGAGGGGAAGAAAUGUACACUGACAAGGUUAGUGUGCAUCACAGGCCACUCCCAGAGUGAGCUGAGUGUGUUUGUGUCCAUGCUCACCCCAGUGCUGAUGGAAACAGGACCAGAACAGGCCGGAAAGGAGGAAAAUUCUAAACAGCCAGUUUUUGAAAGAGGGGAAGAAGCAAAAUGGUUUCACACAGUCCCCUAUGAACUGUCCCAGCAGUGGGGCCCUGGUUCUCCUGAAUGAACAAUCCCCCCGGGUCCCGGUUCAUCCUGGGGCUCCUGCAGGAUCCAGGAUUUGGAGACCUUCUUGUUAAGGGGUGCUCAGGCAGGCUUCAAACCUCAGAAGUCUGCCUUGCUGAAUGCAGUGCCAGCCUUCUCUAAUCACUGUGCCCCCAAGUGGUCACUUGUACCUGUACAUUGCAUCCAGGGAAAAGGUUGUAAUUAACCAGUUUCUGGACUGCACAAUUUGCAAUUUAAUACUUAUGAUGAAAAUAAUACGGUAUGACCCAAAGGCGUGAGAAAGGAAUCCAAAUGGUAUCUGUGUGUGUGUGUGCAUGUGUGUGUGAGCACACUCACAUAUGCACACGUGCAUUUCCACUUACAGAGGAACCUGCCAGAAGAAGGGUGGCCGCGAGCAGAGCCCUCCCAAGAACCCAGAGGCUGCUCCCUUUCCCCGAGCGCUCCUCCUUGGCUUUGACGGCCUGCCUCCCUGCAACAAUCUCCAUGAUAGUCGCUUUGGCAGCCUGCCAGAGUCUACUGGCUGGCCUCCCGGUGAUGCUGUCCCUGCGCUGAGUGUUGGUGGCCAUCGAGGGCUUUGCAUCCUGGGGACUAAUCCUGAGCUGGCCAGAGACGGACGGUGCAAGCAGGUCCGGCCUCUGUUUCCCUGUGAGGAGCCGCCGCGGCCCACCGAGAUGUCCCGGCACCACAGCCGUUUCGAAAGAGAGUACCGGGUGGGCUGGGACCGCCGCGAGUGGAGUGCCAACGGGACGCAUGGGACCACCAGCAUCUGCAGCGCCACCGCCGGGGCCGGUGGCGGCACCGUCAGCAGCCUCAGCACCCGGCCCGGCCUCCUGCCUCUGCCCGUGGUGCCCUCCCGGCUGCCCACGCCCGCCACGGCCCCCGCCCCCUGCACCACCGGCAGCGGCGAGGCCAUCACCAGCCUCGUGGCCAGCUCGGCCUCCGCCGUCACCACCAAGGCCCCCGGCAUCUCCAAGGCGGACAGUCAGUCCCAGGGACUCACAACCAGCAUCCGGUGGGGGCAGACGCCCAUCAAUCAGUCCACACCCUGGGACACGGAUGAGCCACCCUCCAAACAGAUGAGGGAGAGCGACAAUCCAGGCACAGGGCCGUGGGUGACCACGGUGGCCGCCGGGAGCCAGCCCGCCCUGAUCGCACACUCCUAUGGAGUGGCCCAGCCUCCCACCUUCAGCCCGGCUGUGAACGUCCAGGCCCCGGUCAUUGGGGUGACCCCCUCACUGCCUCCCCAUGUGGGGCCCCAGCUCCCGCUGAUGCCAGGCCACUACUCGCUCCCACAGCCGCCCUCUCAGCCACUGAGCAGCGUGGUGGUCAACAUGCCCGCCCAGGCCCUGUAUGCCAGCCCACAACCCCUGGCCGUGUCCACCCUGCCCGGUGUGGGGCAGGUGGCCCGCCCGGGACCCACCGCCGUGGGCAACGGCCACAUGGCAGGGCCCCUGAUGCCGCCACCACCACCGGCCCAGCCGUCUACCACUCUCCCCAGCGGUGCCCCCGCCACCAAUGGGCCCCCCACGACCGACUCGGCCCACGGGCUGCAGAUGCUGAGGACCAUUGGCGUGGGGAAGUAUGAGUUCACAGACCCCGGGCACCCCAAAGAAAUGUUGAAGGAAUUGAACCAGCAGCGCAGAGCGAAAGCGUUUACAGACCUGAAAAUUGUUGUUGAAGGCAGAGAGUUUGAAGUCCACCAAAAUGUUCUAGCUUCCUGCAGCUUGUAUUUCAAGGACCUGAUUCAAAGGUCCGUGCAAGACGGCAGCCAGGGCGGCCGGGAGAAGCUGGAGCUCGUCCUGUCCAACCUGCAGGCCGACGUCCUCGAGCUGCUGCUGGAGUUUGUCUACACCGGCUCUCUGGUCAUCGACUCGGCCAACGCCAAGACCCUGCUGGAGGCGGCCAGCAAGUUCCAGUUCCACACCUUCUGCAAAGUCUGUGUGUCCUUUUUGGAGAAGCAGCUGACGGCCAGCAACUGCCUGGGGGUGCUGGCCAUGGCCGAGGCCAUGCAGUGCAGCGAGCUCUACCACAUGGCCAAGGCCUUUGCGCUGCAGCUCUUCCCCGAGGUGGCGGCCCAGGAGGAGAUCCUCAGCAUCUCCAAGGACGACUUCAUCACCUACAUCUCCAACGACAGCCUCAACACCAAGGCCGAGGAGCUGGUGUAUGAGACCGUCAUCAAGUGGAUCAAGAAGGACCCCGCGACCCGUGCGCAGCACGCGGCGGAGCUCCUGGCCGUGGUCCGCCUCCCCUUCAUCCACCCCAGCUACCUGCUCAACGUGGUGGACAACGAGGAGCUAAUCAAGUCGUCGGAAGCGUGUCGGGACCUGGUCAACGAGGCCAAGCGCUACCACAUGCUGCCCCACGCCCGCCAGGAGAUGCAGACGCCCCGCACCCGGCCCCGCCUCUCAGCAGGUGUGGCCGAGGUCAUCGUGCUGGUCGGGGGCCGUCAGAUGGUGGGGAUGACCCAGCGCUCGCUGGUGGCCGUCACCUGCUGGAACCCGCAGAACAACAAGUGGUACCCCCUGGCCUCGCUGCCUUUCUAUGACCGCGAGUUCUUCAGUGUAGUGAGUGCCGGGGACAACAUCUACCUCUCAGGUGGGAUGGAAUCAGGGGUGACGCUGGCGGACGUCUGGUGCUACAUGUCCCUGCUCGACAACUGGAAUCUGGUCUCCAGAAUGACGGUCCCCCGCUGUCGGCACAACAGCCUCGUCUACGACGGGAAGAUCUACACACUCGGGGGACUUGGCGUGGCGGGCAACGUGGACCACGUGGAAAGGUACGACACCAUCACCAACCAGUGGGAGGCCGUGGCGCCGCUGCCCAAGGCCGUGCACUCCGCCGCGGCCACCGUGUGCGGCGGCAAGAUCUACGUGUUCGGCGGCGUGAACGAGGCGGGCCGGGCGGCGGGCGUCCUGCAGUCCUACGCGCCGCAGACCAACUCCUGGAGCUUCAUCGAGUCCCCCAUGAUCGACAACAAGUACGCGCCCGCCGUCACCCUCAACGGCUUCGUCUUCAUCCUGGGGGGCGCUUAUGCCCGGGCCACCACCAUCUACGACCCCGAGAAGGGCAACAUCAAGGCGGGCCCGAACAUGAACCACUCCCGCCAGUUCUGCAGCGCCGUGGUGCUCGACGGCAAGAUCUACGCGACGGGCGGCAUCGUGAGCAGCGAGGGGCCCGCCCUGGGCAACAUGGAGGCCUACGAGCCGGCCACCAACACGUGGGCGCUGCUGCCCCACAUGCCCUGCCCCGUGUUCAGACACGGCUGCGUGGUGAUCAAGAAGUACAUCCAGAGCGGCUGAGGCGCCCGGCGGGGCUUGGACGAGCCCGGCGAGGCGAGGCGAGCGCUCCUCACGGCGGUCGGUUUCCAGCAGCACCAACAGAGGCCGACGCCGCACCCAGGAACCCCCUGCGCUGACCUUUCGAACGCUCUGCAUUGAAUGUAGAAAAUCAUCCUCGCCUUUAGGGGCCCCCGGGGCUCGGCGCUCCGGGGCCCUCCCAGCCAGGGGCGCCCGGCCUCCUGCGAGGCACUUGCUCUGAGUGGAGGCGCUCGCUCUGCCCGGUCCAAUAGAGUUUCACAUAUUUUUCCACUGGGAGAGAGAAGCUGUUUUUUCCUUCCUGCAGAGCAAGCUCGGCCCCUGAGCACGCAGCUCAGCUACCCUGUGACAAUACUAGGCGUCAGGCUCUCUUGGAAUAAGAUCAAAGUGUCCUUAUCACUUUGAUUCCUGCUUUUGUUUUUAAUCAAUCUACACUUGCAAGUGGGCGAGGGAAAAGGAGGACAACCUGUGCGGCAGGGGCUUAGGGAGCCGCUGGACCAGGCCAGCCCCGGGGAGCAGGAUGUGGCCAGAGGCUGGGGGUGCUGGGGACGGCCAACGAGCCCGCUGCCAUUGCCAGGGUUCACCGCCGUGUUUCUGCUGGGGAAGGGCGACGUGACUGUGCUAGCUUUCUCUUAUCCAAUACGAGUUAUUUAGAUUUCCAAGGCAUUUUCUUGAUAAACAAAAGGCUAUUUUUAAGUACUGAGAGGAGGAGGAGGCCACAGGAGACGUGGGGACCCCCAAAGCUCUUCAUAGGUGGUGGCAGAGCGGGGCAUUUGCUCUAAUUUUUCUAUGUGCAGAAUAGAGGACCUCUCCUGGGGUGGGGGCGAGUGCCCCCCCGUUUUAUUUUUUAGAAGAAGUGACUCCCAGACAGCCCCCAUAGAAGCAGUGCCUCCUGGAGGUGCUGCCAAGGAAGAUUCUGUUCUGGAAGGAAACCAGUCCGGCUCCCUCCGUGAGGUACAGCUGAGGACCCAGGCCGGGUGGGGAGGGGUGGAGGGAAGCGGGAGAAUAAAUGUCUACAAAGCACAGGAGACUAUUUUUGAUAUUUAUAGCUAUAUAUUCAGGCACCUGCCUCCAUAGCUCUCAGGAUGGGGACAGCCUCUUAGACGAGCCAUGGCCGCCACGGCCCGAGGGCACGAGCAGGAGCUCGCUUCUUGUAGCAUCUUCACCCGAGAAAGGAAGCCAGGAAGGAGGGGUCGUGGCUCCAAAGAGAAGCCCCUGCCCGUCCGCAGCCCCGCGCCCCCCGCACGGUGAUCAGCUUCCAUCCCGGGCCAGUAGGACGCCGCCACCGCGCUGUUGAGUUGAAGUUGGUACCAAAUACACAUUUGCCAUUUUCCUAUUUCGGAAGUCAACUUGCUGUCAUUUCACGGGAAGAACCAUUUCGAAGGAGAAGGACAGCACACACUCUCCACUUGCAGUCUCUGAGGACACCAGGUUCCGGUCGCCACGUCGGCAUCGAUUUCUAGCACUCCAGCUGUGGCUCCCCCUUGGACAGGACACCAAGCUUCGUUAUGCAGUUUUUAAUAUUAUUUAUUCUUUUAAAAAGUAAUAAGCACAAAACUACAUACAUUGUAUGUCAUUUAAAGUAUUUAUGUCAAACAGGGUGCAAGUGUGAACCCCAGGACUGGAGCACAAAUUUCUAACUGCCCGGGGCAGGGCUCAUGUUAGCGUCGGUGUGUAACGUCUGCCUCCAAAGGAGGUGUUAGUGGUCAGCAAGACUCAACACAGAUGACCUUGCAAAUUCCGUUCCUCUCAUCUAUCACACUGGAGCAAAACUGGCUAUUUCUGUGAAUGAUAGAAAACAGGGUUCUCUGUAAUGGUAUUGUACAUAGUAUAUGUUUAUUGUUAAGUUCUUGUUAUAUUAUAAUAAAUAUAUUUAUAGAUCUAGACCUGGAAGCCAAUGUCAUGUGUUUGUGUGCCAAGGCCCAGGCCGCAGUGAGGACCCCCAGGACAGACCUUCUUCCUCUCUGCCAUCAGCUGUCUGGGCCCCCUCUAGACUCGAAUGCAGAUGGGCAUGAUUAGAUGGGACAGGACGGCUUAGCAAGGGGAUGUGGCAUUGAAGAGGAAGCCAAGGAUUAAGGGCAAGUAAAGGCCAAGUUGAAGGGAUUUGCAAAUAC